Momordica charantia (bitter melon) is the source of this 3591-nucleotide messenger RNA. Its product is annotated as ubiquitin carboxyl-terminal hydrolase 9. The record is from RefSeq and is a predicted model, not a curated record. Gene Ontology annotation, biological process: protein deubiquitination. Gene Ontology annotation, molecular function: cysteine-type deubiquitinase activity. Lineage: Eukaryota; Viridiplantae; Streptophyta; Magnoliopsida; Cucurbitales; Cucurbitaceae.
CCACCUUCUCUUCUCCUGCAAUCUAGGCUAGGGUUCCUUCGAAUAUACCUUCGUACUCUUCUUUCUUCGAAUUUCGCCCAUUUUUCUCAUAUCCGUCUAUCUCUGCUCUGAGAUCGGAAGUUAAAUUCCUACCAUCCCGCUUGAUCCAUAACUUUUUUUCCUUUUGUCUGACAUCUCUCUCUUCUUCUUCCCCCUUUUCCUUUCAUUUUUUCCCCUUCCAUAUUGAGAAUUUGAAUCAUUGUUCAAUUCGGCUCCAGAAGUUUGACCAUAUCUGGACUCUGUUCACCCGAUUGCCAGCUUUCGGAUCUUCGAUCGGAAUUAGAUCAUGACCGUUCCUGCUUCCGGUUUUAUGAUGGAAAACGGCGGAUCAAGUUGCCUACCACUCCCCCCAGAUGUGGAGAAUCGGAUCGUUACCGAGCUGGGGAAGGAAUCCGAGUCCAAUUUGAAAGAAGGCAACCUAUACUAUGUUGUUUCUAAUCGGUGGUUUAGAAGAUGGCAAUUAUAUGUCGGACAGCCCACUGAAGAAUUUUCCAGCGAAGAUCAUUCCUCUGAUUCCCAACACUUUAAUAUGGUUCCCUUAAAUGUGGUCGAUAGACCCGGCCCAAUUGAUAACUCAGAUAUAAUCGUUGAUGGAAGUGAUUCUGAGAACAAUGAUUUAGAGCUAAAAAGACCUUUGGAGGAACGACGGGAUUAUGUUUUGGUUCCCAGUGAAGUUUGGGAAAAACUUUAUGAUUGGUAUAAAGGGGGGCCUCCAUUACCAAGAAAGUUGUUAUCACAAGGUGUCAAUCAAAAGAAUUUUUUUGUGGAGGUUUAUCUACUUUGUCUAAAGUUGAUUGAUUCCAGAGAUGGGAGUGAGUCUACCAUACGAUUGAGCAAGAAGGCUACUGUAUUUGAUCUUCGUGAGAAGGUGUUUGCACUUAAAGUAAUAAAACAAGAAAAGGCAUGUAUAUGGGACUACUUCAACAAACAGAAACAAGUCAUAUUAGAUGUGACAAGCCAAACCCUAGAGGAAUUAAACUUGCAGAUGGAUCAACAUAUUCUUCUUGAAGUUGAUGGACCUACUCCCCAGACUGGCAUGGAUGCCACUCGAAAUGAGUUGGCUUUGGUAGCCCUUGAACCUUCAAGGUCAUCUAUGUCAAUUGCAGGGGGUCCGGUGAUGUCAAAUGGGCAUUCAUCUGGUUAUGGUUAUAGCCUUUAUCAGGAAAGUUCUUUAAGUACAUCAGUUUCUGACAUGGAUGAUAGAAAUGAGGUUGGUACUACUGCAAAAAAGAGAGAGAAGGGUGGUUUGGCAGGGUUGCAGAAUUUGGGAAAUACAUGUUUUAUGAAUAGUGCCAUUCAAUGUUUAGUUCACACGCCACCCCUUGUGGAGUAUUUUCUGCAAGAUUAUUCUGAAGAGAUUAACUCAGAAAAUCCCUUGGGAAUGCAUGGAGAGUUAGCCCUUGCUUUUGGUGAAUUGUUGAGGAAAUUAUGGUCCUCAGGACAAACCACAAUUGCACCACGUGCAUUUAAGGGAAAGUUAGCUCGUUUUGCUCCCCAGUUCAGUGGUUAUAACCAGCAUGAUUCCCAAGAACUCCUUGCCUUCUUACUGGAUGGAUUGCAUGAAGAUUUGAAUCGUGUUAAAAGGAAGCCUUAUUUUGAAACAAAGGAUUCUGAUGGUCGUCCAGAUGAAGAAGUUGCAGAUGAGUGUUGGAGAUACCAUAAAGCACGAAAUGAUUCUUUAAUUGUAGAUGUUUGUCAAGGCCAAUAUAAGUCAACAUUGGUUUGUCCACUUUGUGGGAAAAUCUCAAUUACUUUUGAUCCAUUUAUGUAUUUGUCAUUGCCGCUACCUUCAACUGUCACCCGGACUGUGACAGUAACUGUGUUCUAUGGUGAUGGUAGUGGUCUUCCAAUGCCAUAUACUGUGACAGUGCAAAGACAUGGUUACACCAAAGAUCUUACCCUUGCAUUGGCUGCUGCUUGUUGCUUGAAGAGUGAUGAAAAUCUUCUGCUUGCAGAGGUUUAUGAUCAUCGUAUUUACCGAUAUUUUGAGAAUCCUUUGGAAUCAUUGACUUCAAUUAAAGACGAAGAGUAUCUUGUUGCCUAUCGGCUUCCAAAAAGGGAGUCUGGGAGACCAAAGCUAGAGAUCAUUCACAGAUUGCUGGAAAAAUGCUCAGACCGUCUGAAGGGAUUGGAGAGAAAGCUUUUUGGAACUCCUCUAGUCACGUAUUUGGAAGAAGAGUUCCAUACUGGAGCUGACAUUAAUGCAGCUGUGUCUAAAAUUCUCUUUCCCUUGAGAAGAACAUACUCUUCAACUAAAGCACAUAGUAGCAAAGAAAAUGGCUUCGUUUCCGAUAUGAAUGAUGAACCAGCCAACUGCGAUCACCAAUCUGUUUCUGGGAGCCAGUCAAUUGACAUUGAAUUAGAAGAAACAUCUGAAAAGGAGUCAUCCUUUCACCUUCUUUUAACCGACGAUAGGGGUUUGAGCUGCAAGCCAAUUGAGAAGGAUUCUGCUAUUAAAUAUGGUCCAGUUGUAAAGGUUUUCCUGGAUUGGACUGAUAGAGAACACGAAUUAUAUGAUGAGGGCUACAUCAAGGAUCUUCCUCCAGUUCACCAGACAAGGUUCAUGAAGAAAACACGGCAGGAAGCAGUUUCUUUAUUUUCUUGCCUGGAAGCAUUCCUGACGGAAGAACCUUUAGGUCCCGAUGACAUGUGGUACUGCCCUCGGUGCAAGGAGCAUAGACAGGCUACUAAGAAGUUAGACUUGUGGAAGUUGCCAGAGAUUAUUGUUUUUCACUUGAAACGUUUUUCAUACAGUAGAUACCUGAAAAACAAACUUGAUACCUUUGUUGAUUUCCCCAUUCACAAUCUUGAUUUGAGCAAAUAUGUCAAAUGCAAUGAUGGAAAAGCUCACUUAUACAACCUAUAUUCUAUUAGCAACCAUUAUGGUGGUCUUGGCGGAGGGCACUACACUGCAUACGCUAAGUUAGUUGAUGAGAAGAGAUGGUACCACUUCGAUGACAGUCAUGUUUCCCCGGUUGGCGAAGAAGAGAUCAAAACAUCGGCUGCCUAUUUGUUGUUCUAUCAAAGAGUUGGAAAAUGACUUGGAACAAAGCUUCAUGGCCCUCUACUAGAAGUGGCAAUGGUUCUUGACUAUGCUGUUUCAACUUCAUUCCUGCCGCUAUAAGGAAAGUUUAGUUUAUCAUGGUUCACCAUUAAUCAGGCCAAACAAGGGAGGAGUAGAACAGUUCUGAUUUUGCAGAAGAAACGUGGAAUUCGGUACAUAAAAUAUAGUCUGGCUUCAGAGUAUAUGAUUCGAGCAUCAAAACUGGAUUAAUUCUAUUUAAAAUUACGUUUAUCUCAUUCAUUAACAGAAAUUUUGUUGUGUGGUUAGAUGGGUCGUGUAGAUUUGUAGCAAAUCUGCCUCUAGAGGCAAAAGUGGGGUCUAUCAUUCAUUUGUAAGCUGCUGCUACUACUUGCUUCUGAUUAAUACCUAAUUUUCUUCAUGUCUACAUGCCAUAGUGUUGCUGUGUAGGAAUUUUUUACUGUGUAAUUCCAAUAUUAACACUAACCCUUUAUAUUUCUACUAAACCAUACCUUUGUUAUUACUUUGAA